This is a messenger RNA of Bursaphelenchus xylophilus (pine wood nematode), 1153 nucleotides long. Lineage: Eukaryota; Metazoa; Nematoda; Chromadorea; Rhabditida; Aphelenchoididae. The record is from the annotation of a GenBank genome assembly.
AUGUACCGAACAGUGGUAGUGGCUCUACUGGCCUUGUCGGCUUCUGCCAGACUACAUGAUUUGGAGAAGAAGGUCACCAUCAACGACCUUGAACUCUUCAACGGUUUCCAAAAAUUCGCUGAAACGUAAGCGUGUACCUUUUUUAAGAAUUACGUCACCAAAUCAGAUUUGGAAUAUCUCUUGUUUUAGCUAUAACAAGCAAUACGCGUCUGUUGAAGAAGCCCGCGAACGUUUCGAGAUCUACAAAGCCAACCACCUCCAACUCCAGGUCUACCAACAAUACGAGCAGGGAACAGCCACCUAUGGCGAGACCCAAUUCAUGGACCUGACCCCCGAAGAGUUCCGUACCCAGGUCCUCUCCAACGUCCAGAAAGACCCUCUGGCCCCACAUAGACCCCUAAACGACGAGGAAUUGAAGGCCUUGAAGGAUGAUGCUCCGGCUGAAUUUGAUCAUAGAGAGGCUGGUUUGGUUACUCAUGUUAAGAAACAGGGUGACUGUGGAUCUUGCUGGGCUUUCGCUGCUACUGGAAACAUUGAGGGAUUGUGGAAAAAGAAGACUGGAGAACUUUUCAGCUUAUCCGAACAGCAAUUGGUGGAUUGCGACAAGAAGGACAAGGGAUGCCAGGGAGGCUAUAUGCUUCCGGCAUUCGAGUGAGUUUUACUGCAUUACCUGCCAUUAUGGUUUUUUUGAAAUGGAUGAUUAGAGUAGUUAACGUCCACUUCCAGAGAGAUAAUUCGUCUGGGAGGUCUUGUCAAGGAAGAGGAGUACCCAUACAAAGGACUUGACGGAGAAUGCCAGCUAGAAAACAAAAAGAUCGCCGCUUACAUCAACGACUCGCUCCAACUCCCAGAAGACGAGGAGAAGAUCAAGCAAUACUUGGUUUCAUCUGGCCCCAUUGCUGUCGGAAUCAACGCCAUCCCACUUCAGUUCUACCACCGUGGGAUCCAUCACCCACUCAAAUUCUUCUGUGACCCUCAAGGACUGAACCACGGUGUCCUUCUUGUGGGUUACGGUGAAGAGAGAGGCAAGCCUUUCUGGAUUGUCAAGAACUCGUGGGGAGAUCGUUGGGGAGAGAAGGGAUAUUUCCGUUUGUUCCGUGGGCAGAAUGUUUGUGGAGUCGCCGGAUACGCCACAACUGCCAUCAUCAACUAA